This is a messenger RNA of Cornus florida, 2955 nucleotides long. RefSeq names its product serine/threonine protein phosphatase 2A regulatory subunit B''alpha-like. Gene Ontology annotation, biological process: protein dephosphorylation. Lineage: Eukaryota; Viridiplantae; Streptophyta; Magnoliopsida; Cornales; Cornaceae. Gene Ontology annotation, molecular function: calcium ion binding; protein phosphatase regulator activity. The transcript has 13 exons. Bases 577 to 2199 code for a protein of 540 amino acids. The record is from RefSeq and is a predicted model, not a curated record. Gene Ontology annotation, cellular component: protein phosphatase type 2A complex.
UGUUUUUGAAUUCUGACCAGAACAGUCCUUCGAGGCAACUUUCAGUUAAAAGUACUCUCUCUCUAUAUCACUUUCUCUCUCUCUAUAUAUCUCUCUAUACAUACAAGGGUUUCGUUUUCUCCAACCAGCAAAUUCCGUGACCAGAAACAAUAUAAGCUUUUCAUCCAAUCCACUCAUCGAAAUCUUCGUCUCACACAGUCCCCCCAAUUCACAUACUUCAAUUGCAACUCUGAAAGUUGUGUCACUCUGAAUUCAGAAUUUUCGAAGCGAAAUCGGAAGAAGUUUUCACCAAGAAGGUGUUUUCUGAAAGCACCGAAUAUAUCGUGACUGUUCAAGUUCCGAAUUUUGAAUCCUUGGGUUCCUCAGAACUUGAAUUGGAGCUUGAACGAUUGUGCGUUGAUGAUAGCAAGAGAACACGAGCGAAUUGUGUUGUUCGUCGUUUUCGGUUUUGGUGUGUAUUGAUUGGUGGUGAGUUGGUUGUCAAGGGUUUGUGAUUGAGUUGAAGUUCGGAGAUCUAGGGUUUUGAAGGAGGUUUGUAGUUCUGCAGUGUAGGAGACGUAGAGGGUUAUACAUAUAAUGGAUGUAGAAGUUUUGGGGGAUGUGGCGUCUCUGGACCCCGAAUUGUUGCAGCUUCCAGAGGUGGUGUCUCCUUUGGCUCUUAAAACCAGCCCUCAAAUUGCAGAGGAAUUGUUCUCACAGUGGCUAUCGCUUCCAGACACGGGCCGGCUGGUGAAAUCCUUAAUUGAUGAUGCAAAAGCAGGCACCCCUAUUAAUGCAACUGGGAAUUCUACUAGUUCGAAUGCUGUUGGGAGUAAUCCAUUGCCUUCCAUAUUCCCUGCUGGAAGUGCACCUCCACUUUCACCAAGAAGUGCCUCUGGUUCUCCACGCACUACAAAGCAGAGAACCAGCCCCUCUUCGCUACGUUAUCCACUGAAAUUGGUCAGAGAACCAGUGCGAGAAGUCAUACCUCAGUUCUAUUUUCAAAAUGGUCGUCCACCGCCAAAAGAACUAAAGGAACAAUGUCUUUUUAGAAUAAAUCAUAUUUUUCGUGCUAGUAUGGAUGGAUUGCAAGUACAUGAUUUUAGAACAGUUACAAAGGAAAUAUGUAAGCUACCAUCAUUUCUUUCUUCUGCUCUUUUCAGAAAGAUUGACAGCGACUUUACAGGGAUUGUGACCAGGGAUGCAUUCAUCAAUUAUUGGCUUGAUAGCAAUAUGGUAUCUAUGGAUAUAGCAACACAAAUAUUCAAAAUUCUGAAGCAACCGGACUGCAAAUACCUUACUCAGGCCGACUUUAAGCCUGUUCUUCUGGAUCUUCUGGCUGUCCAUCCAGGGUUGGAAUUCUUGCAGAGCACACCUGAAUUUCAAGAAAGAUAUGCUGAAACUGUCAUAUACAGAAUAUUUUACUACAUUAAUAGAUCUGGAGAUGGCCAUCUGACACUCAGGGAGCUGAAACGUGGAAACUUAAUUGCAGCAAUGCAACAUGCAGAUGAGGAAGAGGACAUUAACAAAGUUCUGAGGUACUUCUCUUAUGAACACUUCUAUGUUAUAUACUGCAAGUUUUGGGAACUGGAUACGGACCAUGAUUUCUUAAUUGACAAGGAGAACCUCAUCAGAUAUGGUAAUCAUGCUCUUACCUACAGGAUCGUUGAUAGAAUAUUUUUACAGGUUCCUAGGAAGUUUACUAGCAAUAUUGAAGGAAAGAUGUGCUAUGAAGAUUUUGUUUACUUCAUUCUGGCCGAGGAGGAUAAAUCAUCUGAACCUAGUCUUGAGUAUUGGUUUAAGUGCAUAGAUUUGGAUGGAAAUGGGGUUCUCACAUCCACUGAGAUGCAAUUCUUUUACGAGGAACAGUUGCAUCGAAUGGAAUGCAUGGCCCAAGAACCUGUUCUGUUUGAGGACAUAUUGUGUCAGAUAGUUGAUAUGAUCUCACCAGAGAGGGAAGAUUACAUCACGCUGCAUGACUUGAAAGGAUGCAAACUUUCAGGAAAUGCUUUCAAUAUUCUUUUCAAUCUUAAUAAAUUCAUGGCUUUUGAAACUCGUGAUCCAUUUCUCAUUCGCCAGGAACGAGAAGAUCCAACUUUGACAGAGUGGGAUCGCUUUGCACAUAGAGAAUAUAUUAGGCUUUCGAUGGAAGAAGACGGUGAAGAUGUAUCUAAUGGAAGUGCAGAAGUUUGGGAUGAAUCACUUGAGGCACCCUUUUGAGUUCAAGGAGUUAGCUUUUGGAGUACUAAGCUCUGGUGAGCCUGUUGUGUCUCUGCAGCUGCCUAUGGAUGCUUGCAAUGCUUCCUUGAGCUUGUCUUUGAAUGAAGACACAUCGUUUCCUAGCGAUUCUCCUUGAAUGAAACUCAUCAGGGUUGCAAACCUCAUCAUUGAUAAAUUUGAAGCCUGGUCAUGUAGCUCUGAUACGCAAUUGUCUGGAAGGCUAUAUGCUUACCAUUGCACAAUUGAAGCGAGCUGCACUCUGAAGUCCUACGGUGAACCUCUAAUUGGGAAUACCAAAAGCACCAUUUGCAAAGGAAAGGUUAUAUUGCUGACCGAUACUUCAUCACUAUUCAGGUAACAAUAGUCCAUAAAUGGUGGUUUUGAAUGCUUUGUUUCAGAAGAAUCGGCCUGGUGCGUAAUUGCUUUCUUUCCUUCCUCUGACCUCCAUGGCAAGAUGGAAAAUAUGGCUUGGCGUGUUUGUCCUGUAAGCCCUUACUGGUGCACUUUGCUUGGAUGAUACCGUCUUUUUAACUCUCCCAACAAAAGAGAUAUAUAUUUGUUUUGGUUUCUGUUUGCUGAUUAUAUGCUCUUCAAUUUGUUGUUUAUGAUGAGAGAGAAAAAAGUGUGGGGAAUAUCCCAAUUCUUUGUUUGAGAUAGAGGAAAAUCUUGGAAAAAGAAAGAAUUAUUCAAAAAUUUCCAAAUAUAUAUAUAUAUAUAUAUAUAAGGUUAUCAAAUUUUACUUUCUUUCCUGUGUUC